AAACACGGCCCCCCCACAGAUGCAACAUAAGAUCCCGUGUGCAAGGAUCCUUUGUCCAGCGAUCCUGUCCUCGGUGUUGUGAGGCGAGGGGCCUCUGCUGGGACCUGUCGACUGAGGCCGUAGUCGCGACUUCUGAUUUGGAUUUUCCUCCCCCCAGCGAUUCAGGGAUCCUGUUCAGAAAGAUUCUUUAUCCGAUGCCCCCCCCACUGUCAUUCUUGAGAGCAUGGAGGCCAAGGAUGUUCUCAUUCUCGGCGCUGUGGCUGCAGCCGUUGUGGCCAUGCUGCCUCUGGGAGCGCUGAGCACGCCAGUCGCGGCAGUCCUCCUGUUGCUCCUGAUCUUGGUAGGCCCGAUGCUUCUGGCAGGGGUGAAGCAGACGGUCACGUUCUUGUUGUCGAUGUCUGAGUCAAAGAAGCAGACGUCUGGCCGGAUCGACGGCUACACCAAGCAGUUCGGUGAUGAUAAAUCGACCGGGGAGCGCAACGAGGACUACGCCUCGCUCGUGAACGACUACUACGACCUCGCCACCGAGUUUUACGAGUGGGGCUGGGGCACCAGCUUCCACUUCGCCGACCGCCGCAAGGGCGAGUCCUUCCAGCAGUCCAUUCUUCGUCACGAAUACUACCUGGCUGGUCGCCUUGGCGUCAACAAGGGUUCCCUUCUGCUUGACUGUGGUUGCGGCGUUGGGGGCCCAGCGCGUAACAUAGCGAAAUUUACGGAAGCCAACAUCAAGGCAAUUACCAUCAAUCAGUUCCAGGUUGACCGCGGCAACUCCUUGUGUAAGCGCGAGGGCCUCGACGACAAGGUUCAGUUAAUCCAGGGCGAUUUCAUGAAAUUGCCAUUUCCUGACAACCACUUCGAUGGUGUGUACGCCAUCGAGUCCACCUGCCACGCGCCGGAUCGCCUGGGGGUGUACGGCGAGAUCAUGCGCGUGCUGAAGCCUGGCGGCAUCUUCGCGUGCUACGAGUGGUGCGUCACUGACGCGUGGGACGAGAAGGAUGCGCAUCACCAGAAGAUCAAGCUCGACAUCAUGCUCGGCGAUGGCCUGCCGGACCUGGUGCAUACCUCGGUCUGCACGGCGGCGCUAGCGAAGGCCGGCUUCGAGGUGCUCGAGGCGCGGGACAUGGCGGGCGGCGCCGGCGAGGGCGGCGAGCCCUGGCACAUGCCGCUGAUGCCCUCCUGGAAUCCGACGAAGUGGCCCCGGUUCCAGUUCAACCCCAUCAUGUACCGCCUGAUGCCCAUCAUCCUCCGCUUCUUCGAGAAGGUGCGCCUGGUGCCCGCUGGCACGGUGGACACCCAGGUGAUGCUGCAGGCGGGCGGCGUCGGAUGCGCACAAGGUGGCCACACGGGCUGCUUUACGCCCAUGUGGUUGAUGGUCGCCCGGAAGCCGAAGUGA
Molecule: messenger RNA, 1393 nt
Organism: Prorocentrum cordatum
Lineage: Eukaryota; Dinophyceae; Prorocentrales; Prorocentraceae
Source: the annotation of a GenBank genome assembly